CGGGCCGGGACCGGGACCGCCCCUGGCCCGCGGGGACUCGGAUCCGGGAUCGGGAUCGGCACCGGGAUCGGGAUCAGCACCGGGAUCGGGAUCGGCACCGGGAUCGGGAUCAGCACCGGGAUCGGGGACCCCCGGCACCGGGAUCGGCACCGGGAUCGGCAUCGGGAUCGGCACCGGGAUCGGGGACCCCCGGCCCGGCUGCGGACCCCGGAGCGGCUCCGGCCGAUGCGGGGACAUUCCCUGGGACAUUCCCGGGGACCGGGACACCCGCCGGGAAUCACCGGAGCGGCAGCGGGCUCGGGCCGGUGACCUCGGUGGCCCCGGAAAGAGCCCGCACCUUCCUCCUCAUCCUCCUCCUCCUCGGCCCCAACUUCCUCUUCCUCCCCCGGGCGCGGGACUGUUGGGCGGCCGCUGCUGGCACACGGCAGGGACAUCCCGGCGCUGACGGAAUUCCCGGGACACUCUUGGGACCACCGACAGAAUUCCUGGGACGCUCUUGGGAUUGAGAAAAUUCCUGGGACGCUUCUGGGACUGAGAAAAUUGCUGGGACACUUUUGGGACACUCUUGGGACUGAGAAAAUUCCCGGGACACCCCUGGGACAUCCCCGGGACCGCCGGAAUUCCCGGGACACUUUUGGAAUUCCCGGGCCACUUUUGGGACUCCCGGGCCGGCGCCAGCAGCCCCGGCGAGGUGAGGAAGCCCCGUUCCUGUCCCGCUUUCCGGGGCCAUGUUCUUCCUACCCUGGAGGAGGAGGAAGCGCCCGGAGAAUCCCCCCGGAGCCGCCGGGGCCCGGCAGCCGCAGCCGGGGGAGUUUUCCACCCGGUCCCGGUACCGGCGGAGCUGGCAGGGAUGGACCCGGCUGUGCUGGCAGGACGGGAUGCGGCAUUCCCGAGGAGCCGGGGACACCGGGAGAGAGUCCGGGAUAGCGGGAGAGGCGGGAGACCGGCCCGGGUGGGAGCAGGUGAACGGGAAAGAGCCGGGGAGCCUCCGGACCGGCGGAGCCCGGCAGGAGCAGCCGGAGGUGAGGAGCAGCCCCAGCGCGAUCCAAGCCCUCGGGAAGGACUUUGGGGACAAGGCCGGUGUCCCACGCCAAGCCAGGAACAAAGGGAUGGAUCGGCCUCGGCGUCGGGCCCCGCAACCACCCCGGGCUGGGAGCAAGGAGGAUGAGGAGGGAAAGCCCAGUGGGAAUUCCCAGAGCCAGGAGAAGGACAUGGACAGUGGCACCCGGAAUGGGAAUGUGCCAAGGGAAGGGAUGGAUCGGCCUCUGCUCCUGCCCUCGUUCAGGGUUGUCAGCAGGGAGGGUGAGGAGGGAGAGCCCAGCGGGAAUUCCCAGAGCCAGGACACCUGGAAUGGGAAUGUGCCAAGGGAAGGGAUAGAUCGGCCCCUGCUCCUGCCCUCGUUCAGGGUUGUCAGCAGGGAGGGUGAGGAGGGAAAGCCCAGCGGGAAUUCCCAGAGCCGGGAGAAGGACAGUGGCACCCGGAAUGGGAAUGUGUCGGGGAAAGGGAUGGAUCGGCCCCUGCUCCUGCCCUCGUUCAGGGUUGUCAGCAGGGAGGGUGAGGAGGGAAAGCCCAGCGGGAAUUCCCAGAGCCAGGAGAAGGACAGUGGCACCCGGAAUGGGAAUGUGCCAAGGGAAGGGAUGGAUCGGCCCCUGCUCCUGCCCUCGUUCAGGGUUGUCAGCAGGGAGGAUGAGGAGGGAAAGCCCAGCGGGAAUUCCCAGAGCCGGGAGAAGGACAGUGGCACCCGGAAUGGGAAUGUGUCGGGGAAAGGGAUGGAUCGGCCUCGCCGUCGGGCCCCGCUCCCACCACCCCGGGCUGGGAAAUGUGAGGAUGAGGAGGGAGAGCCCGGUAGCAAUUCCCAGAGCCGAGAGAGGGGCACUGCCACUGCCUUCCAGAACGGGAAUGUGCCGAGGGAAGGGAGGGAUCGGCCCCCGCCCCCACCCCGGGCUGGGAGCAGGGAGGGUGAGGAGGGAGAGCCUGGCAGCAAUUCCCAGAGCCGGGGGAAGGUCAUGGACAUGGACAAGGACAGUGCUACUGCCUUCCAGAACGGGAAUGUGACGGGAGAAGGGAUGGAUGAGCCCGUGUGCGUGCCCUCGUUCACGGUUAUCAGCAGGGAGGGUGAGGAGGGAGAGCUGAGUGGGAAUUCCCAGAGCCGGGACACCUGGAAUGGGAAUGUGCCGAGGGAAGGGAUGGAUGAGCCCGUGUGUGUGCCCCCGCUCUGGGUUGAGGAGGGAGAGCCCAGCAGCCAUUCCCGGAGCCGGGGGAGGGACACGGACGCUGCCCCCACCCCCGGAAGGGACAGACGGACGGAGCCUCUGUCCGGAGAGGAGCGCAGGGAGUGGCUCUGGCAGAGGCUGCGCAGGCUGGGAGAGGACAUGGAGGGCUGGGAAGGGAAGCCCACGGCGGAGCUGGCGGCCGGGCUGGCGCGGCGCAUCACGGGGACGCCCCCCGGCCGCUACCCCGCGGAGCCGGGCACCGAUAGCGCCCGGCGGGAGCGGGGCUCCGGAGCCAGCCCCGACCACGGCGAUCCCGGCAGGAUUUACCGGAGCCUCCUUGGAAUGCUGAGGGCCAGCGGGAGCACCGAGAGCACGGAGGAGGACUCGGGCUUGGGUUCGGGCUCAGGAUCGGACCGGGAGCAGAGCUCAGGAGCCAGCCGGGAUCGCGACACUCCCAGCGUGAAUUACGGGAGCCUCCUCGGAAUGCUGAGGGCCGGCGGGAACGCUGAGGGCACGGAGGAGGACUCUGGCUUGGGCUGGGAGCAGAGCUCAGGAGCCAGCCCAGACCACAGCGCUCCCGGCAGGAAUUUCGGGUGCUUUAUCGGAAUGCUGAGUGCCAGUGGGAACGCCGAGAACGCGGAGGAGGGCUCGGAGCAGGAGCAGGCUGCCGUGAAGGUCGGCCGCGAGUGGGAUCCCAACCGCCUGGACCGGCGAUUCCAGGAGGUGUGGGCGCGCUCCUGGCUGGACUGCGGGCGGGUGGCCAAGGAGGAGAAGCUGGACGGGGGCCCGGUGCCCUUCCAGCCGCAGCGCCGGCUGCGCCCGCACGAGGAGCAGCAGGUGGCGGAGCUGCUGGAGGAGUACCUGCGGGAGGGAAUCGUGGUGGAGGGCACCUCCAUAUCCAACAAUCCCUUGAUUCUCUACCAAAAACCGCACGGGCGCGGCGCCCGCCUGAGCCUGGACUGCACCGCCCUCAACGCCGCCACUCCCGUGGAGCCCCAGGAGCCGCUGGACCGGGACAGGAUCCUGACCUCCAUCAACCCCCGGAGCCGCUUCUUCUCCGUGCUGGAUUUGUCCAACGCCUGCCUCGCCAUCCCGCUGGCCCCCAGCUGCUGGGGCCGCUUCGCCUUCACCUUCGGGGACCGGCAGUUCCUGUUCACGCGGCUGCCGCCCAAAUUCCACGGCACCAGCUCCAUCCUGCAGCGCCGCGUGGCCGCCAUGCUGGCCCAGCUGGAGCCCGACGCCGCCCGCGGCGUCUUCCACUACUCCGACGACAUCCUGAUCACCGGGAAGCGGCGGCGGCAGGUGCGGUUCCGGACGCGCCGCGUGUUGGAGCUGAUCCAAAAGACCGGCUUCAAAGUGAACCGGGACAAGGCGCAGCUGGUGCAGCCCGAGGUGAAUUACCUGGGCCUGACCCUGAGCGCCUCGGGGCGCCGCGUGCAGCAGGAGAAGCUGCUGCAGAUCUGCGGGGACUGCGACGCCGCCGGGCCCUGGGAUCCCACCCGGCUCCGCUCCGUCCUCGGCAAGUUCAACGAUUUGAAGGAAUUCAUCCCCGACUAUUUGGAGCUGGCGCUGCCGCUUCAGAGGCUGGCGGCGCCGGGGAAGCGGGAAUGGGAGCAGGAGCGGGAGUGGCAGCGGAGAUGGGAACGGGAAGGGGGCCGGGAGCAGCUGCAGCGGCUGAAGGAGGCUCUGAAGGCGGCGCCCGCCCUGCUCUUCCCGAAUAAAUCCCAGCCCUUCGUGAUCCGGCUGUCGGUGCACGAGCAGACGGUGGGAGCCGUGCUGCUGCAGGAGAAGGAGGGGACGCUGCGCCCGGUGCGACACUGGUCCAGCAGGCUCAGAGGCCAGGGCUGGGCCCCGUGGGACGCCUGGUGCCUGGCGGCCGUCUGGGCUGUGCAGGCCUUCCAGAAACUCACGGGGCCGGAUCCCAUCCUCAUCCGGGGGCCCGACGGGCGUUACCUGCUCCGGGGUGAGCCGCUGCUCAAUGGAUACUCCGGUAACCCCGAGCUCCCGGAGCGAUGGAGGCUGCUGGUGACCACCAAGGGCCCGGAGCUGCAGGAAUCCCAAACCGUGUCGAUCCCGCUGGCCCCGCAGCUCAGGCAGCUGCCUCCCGACAUUCCCAAUGCCAACGUCUGGUUCCUGGCCCUGGAGAGGGGAUGGUCCGGAAAACCGACCGUGGCCUUUGCCGCCGCCAGCCUGGAGGAGCGGUGGCUGCUGGGGCUGCGGCAGGGCCCCGAGGAGGAGGAGGCGGCGCUGGAGGCGCUGCGGGAGCUGCUGGAGCAGCACCGGAGCCGUCGCCCGCUGUUCCUCUAUUCCAGCUGCCCCAGGCUGGCGGCGAGGCUGCAGCAGCCGGAGCCGGAUUGGAGCUACGGUGACGACGCGGGGACCGAGGUGCUGCGGUGGCUCCGCUCCUUCCCGGGAAUGCUGCACAUCCGCCAGGUGGGAACGCGCGGCAACGCGGCGCCGGAGGAGCGGAGAUGGAUGCGGGCGGUGAGCGCCAGAGCCAGGGGUGUGAGAGCCAGGGGUGCGGCCGAGAAUUCCGCGGGCAUCUGGAAAGCCUGGGAGCCGUCGGCGUCCGAGCGGCGGGAGAUCGUGGCGCGGUGCCACCGCCACCGCCACGACGGCGAGGCGGGCACGCUGCUCCGCGUGAGGAACGUGCGGCCCUGGGAGAACGACGCCGAGGACGUGACCCGCUGGGUGCGGCGCCGCCCCGAGUGCCAGUGCUGGGAUCCCGAUCACGACCCGGCCCCGCAGCGGGAGGAGGGCCCCUGGUCCCGGCUGCGGAUCAGCAUCUGCUCGCUGCUGCCGGUGAGCCCCGAGGGGUUCCGGGCGCUGCUGCUGGUGCAGGGACGAGCUGUCGGGCUGGCUGGACGCCUUCCCGCUGCGGGAGCCGGCGCAGCCCGAGGUGUGCCAGGUGUUGCUGCGGGAGGUGUUCGGGCGCUUCGGGAAGGUUCAGGCGGUGCUGCUGGAGCCCAGACCCACCUGGCUCUGGCAGCUGCUGCAGCGCCCGCCCCUCCUGGCCCACCGGGGCCGCCUGGAGCAGGCGGGGCCGGGCGGGGCGGCGCAGGGCGCGGGCAGGGUGGCGCGGGCGCUCGGGGACGGUUGGGCGGCGGCGCUGCCGCUGAUCCGGGCGGGGCUGGCGGCGCGGUGGGUGCGGGAGGAGGAGCUGGGAGCGCUGCUCUGCGUGCCCGGGCUGCCGCUGGAAGUGCGCAGGGAAUGCCGCGGGAACGGGGACGGGGAGGGGGAGGAGAACGAGAUGGUGCGGCUGCGCUCGAUGGAGAUCUGGCCGGGAUUCCGGCGCCAGGUGCAGAACGCGCUCGGGUAGGAGCUGGGAUCGGGAUCGGGAUGGGAACCAAGAGCCAGGAGCUGGGAUUGGGAGCCAAGAGCUGGGAUCGGGAUCUGGGAUCAGGACUGGGAGCUGGGAUCGGGAGCCAAGAGCUGGGAUCGGGAUCUGGGAUCGGGAACCGGGAGCUGGGAUCAGGAGUGGGAGCUGGGAUCGGGAACCAAGAGCUGGGAUCAGGAUCUGGGAUCGGGAACCGGGAGCUGGGAUCGCGAUCUGGGAGCCGGGAUUGGGAUCCAGGAUCAGGAGCCAAGAUCCGGGAGCUGGGAUCAGGAGUGGGAUCUGGGAUUGGGAACCAAGAGCUGGGAAUGGGAGUGGGAGCUGGGAUCAGGAACCAAGAGCCGGGAGCUGGGAUCGGGAUCUGGGAUUGGGAUUGGGAACCGGGAGCUGGGAUCAGGAGUGGGAGCUGGGAUCGGGAUCUAGGAUUGGGAAUCAAGAGCCAGGAGCUGGGAGCCGGGAGCCGGGAUUGGGAUCCAGGAUCAGGAGCCAAGAUCCGGGAGCUGGGAUCAGGAGUGGGAGCUGGGAUUGGGAACCAAGAGCCGGGAGCUGGGAUUGGGAUGUGGGAGCUGGGAUUGGGAUUGGGGUCUGGGAUUGGGAUCCAGGAUCGGAAUUGGGAGCCAAGAUCCGGGAGCUGGGAUCAGGGUCCUGGAGCCAGGAUCUGGAAGUUGGAAUCUGGGAUUGGGAUCCAGGAGCCAGGAUUGGGAUCUGGGAUUGGGAUGUGGCAUCAGGAUCCAGGAUUGAGAUCUGGGAACUGGGAUUUGGGUUCCAGGAGCCAGAAUUGGGAUCUGGGAUCAGGAUCUGGAUCUGAGAUCUCAGAUCAGGAUCCAAGAGCCGGGAUUGGGAUCUGGGAUUGGGAUCUGGGAACUGGGAUUUGGGAUCCAGGAGCCAGAAUUGCGAUCUGGGAUUGAGAUCAGGGAACUGGGAUUUGGGAUCCAGGAGCCAGAAUUGGGAUCUGGGAUUGAGAUCUGGGAACUGGGAUUUGGGAUCCAGGAGCCAGAAUUGGGAUCUGGGAUCAGGAUCAGGAUCCAGGAUUGGGAUCUGGGAUCCGGGAUUGGAAUCUGGGAUUGGGAUUUGGGAUGUGCUGGAGCCAGGCCGCGCUGUGAUCCUGCUGGGUCCCAGCCGGGUCUAAGGGGGUUAGGCUGGCCCAGGAGAUCCGGCUGGGACUCGGGCUGGGUUUAGGCUGGAAGGGAGGUUUAGGUGGGCCCGGGAGCGCUUUCAGGCCUGGGGAGGGUUUUAGGCGGGACUGAGAGGCUUUAGGGAGGGGCUGGAGGCUUGUGGGCAGGACUGAGCAGAGUUUUAGGCCUGGGAGGGGUUUUAGACAAGCCUGAGGUUCUUCUAAGCAGGACUGGGUGGGGUUUUAGGUGGGAUUUGGGACUUUUUAGGACUGGUGAAGAUUUAAGUCAGGCCUGAGGGGCUUUUAGGCCAGGGAGAGCUUUUAGGUGGGGCUGAGACGGGUUUUAGGCUUGGGAGAGCUUUUAGGCUGGACUGAGGGGCUUUUAGAACUGCUGAAGCUUUUAGGCUGGACUGGGACAGGUUUUAGGCUGGACUGGGACAGGUUUGAGGCUGGACUGGGACAGGUUUUAGGCUGGACUGCGACGGAUUUUAGGCUGGACUGGGACAGAUUUUAGGCUGGACUGGGACAGGUUUGAGGCUGGACUGGGACGGAUUUUAGGCUGGACUGGGACAGGUUUGAGGCCGGACUGGGACAGGUUUUAGGCUGGACUGGGACGGAUUUUAGGCUGGACUGGGACAGGUUUGAGGCUGGACUGGGACGGAUUUUAGGCUGGACCGGGACAGGUUUGAGGCUGGACUGGGACGGAUUUUAGGCUGGACUGGGACAGGUUUGAGACUGGACUGGGACACAUUUUAGGCUGGACCGGGACAGGUUUGAGGCUGGACUGGGACAGGUUUGAGGCUGGACUGGGACAGAUUUUAAGCUGGACUGGGACAGAUUUUAGGCUGGACUGGGACAGGUUUAGGCUGGACUGGGACGGAUUUUAGGCUGGACUGGGACAGGUUUGAGGCCGGACUGGGACAGGUUUUAGGCUGGACUGGGACAGGUUUGAGGCUGGACUGGGACAGGUUUUAGGCUGGACUGGGACGGAUUUUAGGCUGGACUGGGACAGGUUUGAGGCUGGACUGGGACAGGUUUGAGGCUGGACUGGGAUGGAUUUUAGGCUGGACUGGGACGGAUUUUAGGCUGGACUGGGAUGGAUUUUAGGCCGGAUUUGGGACCUUUUAGAACUGAAGAAGCUUUAAGUCAGGACUGGGGCACGUUUAGGCCUGGGAGAGAUUUCAGGCUGGACUAAGCCUGGCUCAGCCUCCUGCUCCCCCUGGAAUGUUUCUCGUGGAAUGUUUCCACUGGAAUGUUUUCCCUCCCCCGGGAUUUUUUCUCUGGAAUGUUUUUCCCCUGGAAUGUUUUUCCCCGGGAAUGUUUUCCCUCUGUUUCUGCCUCUCGUUGCCUUCAUUAAAACCGAGUUUAAACUCCA
Molecule: messenger RNA, 8036 nt
Organism: Serinus canaria (Common canary)
Lineage: Eukaryota; Metazoa; Chordata; Aves; Passeriformes; Fringillidae
Exons: 5
Coding region: 729-6455 (1908 amino acids)
Source: RefSeq, a predicted model, not a curated record